UUCACAGACCGGGGAAAGAGGAGGCGUGGCUACCGCCCUUUCUGUCAACCACAUGACGCACGCGCUCGCUCCCUUCCCUUCCACUUGCGCCAGCGGCUCUUUUCCUCCCUCCCUUUUCUAUUCGUCACGUGAGCGGCAGGGACGGAGGCCGGUCCGGCUCAUCGUCCGCGUGUCGCGUUCUCUUCUUCCUGACCGCCCCCCCUUUUCCUUCUUUCCCUUCUUUGGAGCUGACGCCGCGGCCUGAGCCUGGGCACGCGGGAACCGGGCCAGAUAGGCAGUGUCCCAUCAUGGAUUGGCAGCCAGAUGAACAGGGCCUCCAACAAGUACUUCAAUUACUCAAAGACUCACAGUCUCCAAAUACAGCAACCCAGCGGAUAGUACAAGACAAAUUGAAACAGCUCAAUCAGUUUCCUGAUUUCAAUAACUACUUGAUAUUUGUCUUGACGCGACUGAAAUCUGAGGAUGAACCGACUCGUUCUCUGAGUGGUCUGAUCCUGAAGAACAAUGUGAAGGCUCAUUACCAGAGUUUUCCUCAGCCUGUUGCUGAGUUCAUUAAGCAAGAGUGUCUUAACAACAUAGGGGAUGCUUCCUCUCUCAUCCGAGCUACAAUAGGUAUUCUCAUAACGACCAUUGCUUCCAAAGGGGAGCUACAGAUGUGGCCAGAGCUCUUGCCUCAACUCUGCAACUUGCUCAAUUCCGAGGACUAUAACACAUGUGAAGGAGCUUUUGGCGCCUUACAGAAGAUCUGUGAAGAUUCUGCUGAGCUCCUGGACAGCGAUGCUCUCAAUCGACCCCUUAAUAUUAUGAUUCCAAAGUUUCUUCAGUUUUUCAAGCACUGUAGCCCCAAGAUUAGGUCCCAUGCCAUUGCUUGUGUUAACCAGUUCAUCAUGGAAAGAGCCCAAGCCUUGAUGGAUAAUAUAGACACUUUCAUUGAGCACCUGUUUGCCCUGGCAGUUGAUGAAGACCCAGAAGUUCGAAAGAACGUUUGCCGAGCAUUAGUGAUGCUGCUAGAAGUGCGGAUUGACCGACUCAUCCCUCACAUGCAUAGUAUCAUUCAGUACAUGUUGCAACGGACCCAAGACAAUGAUGAGAAUGUGGCAUUGGAAGCAUGUGAAUUCUGGUUGACCCUGGCUGAACAACCUAUUUGCAAGGAUGUGCUGUCUUCACACCUGGUGCAGUUGAUUCCAAUUUUAGUGAAUGGAAUGAAAUAUUCUGAAAUUGACAUCAUAUUAUUAAAGGGGGACGUGGAAGAGGAUGAAGCCAUCCCUGACAGCGAGCAGGAUAUCAAACCGCGUUUCCACAAAUCGCGCACAGUUACUCUGCAACAUGAAGAGGAGCGGUUACAGGAUGAUGAAGAUGGAGAAGAUGAGGAUGAUGACGAUGACACGCUAUCUGAUUGGAAUCUGAGAAAAUGCUCUGCUGCAGCCCUUGAUGUCUUAGCCAAUGUCUUUAGAGAUGAGCUGCUUCCACAUCUACUGCCGUUGCUAAAGGGGCUGCUCUUCCACCCUGAGUGGGUCAUAAAGGAGUCCGGAAUCCUUGUCUUGGGGGCCAUUGCUGAAGGAUGCAUGCAAGGUAUGGUUCCCUACCUGCCUGAGCUGAUCCCCCAUUUGAUCCAGUGCCUUUCUGACAAGAAGGCCCUGGUGCGUUCCAUUGCCUGCUGGACCCUGAGCCGCUAUGCCCACUGGGUUGUGAGCCAACCCCCAGACAUGUAUCUCAAGCCCCUGAUGACGGAACUACUCAAGCGGAUUCUUGACAGCAACAAGAGAGUGCAGGAGGCUGCUUGCAGUGCAUUUGCCACCCUUGAAGAAGAGGCUUGCACAGAACUCGUUCCAUAUCUCAGUUUCAUUCUGGAUACUUUGGUAUUUGCAUUUGGGAAAUACCAACACAAGAACCUGCUGAUCCUGUAUGAUGCCAUUGGCACUCUAGCUGAUUCUGUUGGGCACCACCUAAACCAGCCGGAAUAUAUCCAAAAACUGAUGCCGCCACUGAUCCAGAAGUGGAAUGAGCUGAAAGAUGAGGACAAGGAUCUCUUUCCUCUUUUAGAAUGUUUGUCCUCUGUAGCAACUGCUCUCCAAAGUGGCUUCCUUCCAUACUGUGAACCUGUCUACCAGCGCUGCGUGACACUUGUGCAGAAGACUCUUGCCCAAGCCAUGAUGUACAGUCAACAUCCAGACCAAUAUGAGGCUCCUGACAAAGACUUCAUGAUAGUUGCUCUUGACCUGCUGAGUGGUCUUGCUGAAGGUCUAGGAUGCCAUGUGGAACAGCUUGUAGCUCGGAGCAAUAUCAUGACUCUGCUGUUCCAGUGCAUGCAGGACACCAUGCCAGAAGUUAGGCAGAGCUCUUUUGCACUCCUGGGAGACCUUACCAAAGCCUGUUUCAUGCAUGUCAAGCCAUGUAUUGCUGAAUUCAUGCCCAUCCUGGGGACCAACUUGAAUCCAGAAUUCAUUUCAGUAUGCAAUAAUGCCACUUGGGCUAUUGGAGAAAUCUGUAUGCAGAUGGGGGCUGAAAUGCAACCAUAUGUUCAGAUGGUCCUGAAUAACCUUGUGGAAAUCAUCAACCGACCAAACACUCCCAAAACACUUCUGGAAAAUACAGCCAUCACGAUUGGACGCUUGGGUUACGUCUGCCCUCAGGAGGUGGCACCGAUGCUGCAGCAGUUUAUCAGACCUUGGUGCACAUCCCUGAGAAAUAUACGAGAUAAUGAAGAGAAAGACUCUGCUUUCCGUGGCAUUUGUAUGAUGAUUGGAGUAAACCCUGGUGGAGUUGUUCAGGAUUUUAUAUUCUUCUGUGAUGCUGUUGCUUCCUGGGUGAGUCCGAAGGAUGACCUCAGAGACAUGUUUUAUAAGAUACUUCAUGGCUUCAAAGAUCAAGUCGGGGAGGAAAACUGGCAGCAGUUCUCUGAGCAGUUUCCUCCACUUCUGAAAGAGAGGCUUGCUGCGUUCUAUGGGGUCUAGGCAAAGCAUCAAAACUGUACUCGGUUCCUGUGUGUGCUGGGAGGGAUCCUGGGAAGUCGUCCACAACCCAGUGUUGCAGAUCCCUGUUAGUGGGGGGUUAGGGAGGACGGGAAGAGCUUUGUGGGGCAUAAAAUGACUUCGCUCCCCAUCUCCUGAAAUUUACAAAGUUGGGGGGAGGGUGGGCCUCCGUGACCAAUUUAAACAAAAACCAGGGGAUCUCACUGACAGAAGGAAAGGUCUCUACUUAGAGGCUGUCAUUGGUGGAAUGGGGUGGGUGGGACUCGGCCCUGGGCUGAGAAAGGGGAGCAAUCUUAAACUGCAACACUCUUGAGAAGGGGAUCUAACUAGGGGCCAUCAUAAAGGACUAGCUAAUAAUAAUAAAUAAAAGAUAGGGUUUAAGAUGUUAAAACAGGAUUAAAUGCUACAAUGGUUUAAAACGAGCUGAUGAAGAGGGAAGGGUUAAAACUCAAUCCAAGGGGGUUAUACUACUGUAUAUUUCCAGUCACCGGUAUUCAAGAGAUCAGCAAUUCACCUUUUCAAGAUUGCAUGGUGACCAAGAAGUAGACUAGCGAAUAUGUGAGUAGCCCAUAAUGACUAAGUGUAAGCAUUUUCAUCUAGGAAUCUUAAGGAAACCCACAAACCCUUUUUGCCAUAGUUGCCAUGGCACUGUGUACUGGAUGUGAUGCUAGGGCAAAGGCAGCCUCUGACCUUGAGGGGAAUCUGCCAGCCAUUUAGGGAGCAGUCCUUAUCAUAAGAAAUACUGUUGGAGAAGCAUGUCUCUAUUUUUUAAGAAGAUGCCACAGUGCAAAUGAAUCUGUUACCCUGUUUGUUCAGCUGUUACUUUGUGACACUGCUAUUACAUUACUUCAGCUGUAGGUGGCAGGAGAGAGCAAGGAGGGACACUGAAUUCCAUCUGGGAAUGAUCUGUGUGGCCAAAGGUGACCAGAAGCCAGUGUGCAUUUGAUUCUUGUAGGGCACAUAAUAUGUUGUGUCUUGCACUCUUGUGGCCAGAGCAGCAUUUGUACAUAAUGGUAACUUACAUUUUCUGUCUUAAGGGAGUUUCACCACUUUGGUUUACAGAAGGAGCAGUAAACCUAACAAAGUGUAGAGGAAUGAAUGAAUUGAAGCCUUUUGUGCAUGGCCAGUGGAAGCUUGUAACUUUUGCAACAUCUUAGUGGAGUUUCUGUCUAAAUGAAUUAUCAUUAGACCCAGCUCAGUCCCUGGAAACAGAAUCAGGGGUUUGCUGAAUGCAUUUGAUUUGAUGAAGCCAUAACUUUUUAGCAGUAAAUGGGACAGAUCUGAAGUAGAAUCAAGCCUGCUAUCCUUGUAGGCAGUUGAAUGUGGGGAGGAAUGAGGGUAUUGCUGUGACUGAUGAAAGCAACAUUUGUUCAAGUGGGGAAUGCUGGGAUAAAAAGAGACAUCAGAACAUGCAACAGAGUCCACUAAAAUAGCUUGUGCGAGGAAGUGUUUGCCAGCAGGCAGCAUGCUGAGGAAGAGGAGACCAGCAAGCUGAGCCGUAUCUCCAGCUUCAUCUGAGCAGAUCCAAACAAAACUUCAGCAGCAGCAUCAGGACUGAUAGCCAGACAACUGGGUUGAACUGUGCCACGUAUCCUGUAUUGCUGUGUUGAUGGUAGACGAAGUGUUAGGAUGACUUGGGUACAAAGCAUCUGUAUGCAUGAGAAAGGAUGGCUAGACCUUUUCUGAGUUAAGGAGAUGCUUGUUUUUGACAGCAAUUGGUGGUGACACUCAGUACUGUGGGGUGAAUUUUUGAAAGUGUAUUUGUGAAAUUGCUUAGUAACUUAAACUUCACUGAAACCCCUCCCAAUUUUUCUUUUUAUCCCUGGCCUGUUACACGUUUUCCAGUGUAUACAGUUCUUAGAGAUUUCUCAUAGAACUUGCUGAGGCUGUAUUUUACAGGCUUUGGGGCCUGAAAGCCUUUUCAGCUUGGAGACAGAUACACUGUCAAUUAAGAGUUGCAUUUCUGAUCCUUUGCUUUGAGUGCUGGGACCAUCCCUGCACUGUUCAUGAAUAGCUAUUUCAAAGAAAUAAUAGACUUUCACAUGCAUUCCGCAAUUUUUUUUAAUAGUGUGGAACUUGAGCAGGUCUCUGGAAGCAAUCAGCUAGUUAUUUGCAUUUUAAUGAUUUUAUUCCAAGUGUUUCCUCUUGUGCCUCACUCUCAACUGUCCUCGUCCUGAGAGAGGGGAAAGCAGAGGGUUCUAUUUGAGCAGCAAUUUGUUUUUAAAUACACGAGCAAGAAAGGUGCACAGAUGGCAGGUGGGGUCCUGGCCUGUGCUGCUAAACUACAUGCCCUGGGAUAUACAAAGAAGGCUGUGAACUCUUCCAGUGAAGUUUAAGCUACUUAGCCUGACUGCCUCUUGAAAUGGAAUUGUCUUUUUGUACAAGUGCUUCUAGUAUUGCCUCCUGUUUGUUAAUCCUGGAUUUGUAUAUUUGUAAAUGUGCCGUAUUGUUUCCAAUGGUGGAACUGCAGUGUACCUAGUGUUGAAGCAGCUGCUUGCACCUUGCUCAAAUGAGGUUUUUCUCAUUUUAUGUAUAAUUUUUUUUCCAACUAAAAAAUUCUUGUGACUCCA
This is a messenger RNA of Pogona vitticeps (central bearded dragon), 5542 nucleotides long. It is a transcript of the gene TNPO2, whose product is annotated as transportin 2. NCBI's taxonomy places the organism in Eukaryota, Metazoa, Chordata, Lepidosauria, Squamata, Agamidae. Gene Ontology annotation, biological process: protein import into nucleus. The record is from RefSeq and is a predicted model, not a curated record. Gene Ontology annotation, molecular function: small GTPase binding.